Molecule: messenger RNA, 3537 nt
Organism: Bicyclus anynana (squinting bush brown)
Lineage: Eukaryota; Metazoa; Arthropoda; Insecta; Lepidoptera; Nymphalidae
Product: protein kinase C-binding protein NELL1
Exons: 18
Coding region: 51-2705 (884 amino acids)
Molecular function (GO): calcium ion binding; protein binding
Source: RefSeq, a predicted model, not a curated record
UCCGCCCGGGGCGGCCGGCGAGAGCGCGCGUGUGAUGCGCUGCCGCUGACAUGGCCGGCGCUCGGGCGCUCGUGGCCGCCUGCUGCUGCUGGUGGUGGCUGACGAACGCAGCCGCCACCGAGCUAGACCUGCUGGCCGCGCUGUCGCUGCACAACACGUCGCGCGCCGGCGUCAGCGUCGCUCCCGGCAUGCAGCCGCAGCGAACCGCCUACUCUCUGCAAGGGGAAACGCGGUCGCUGCAAGUGGAGGGCGCGGCGUUCGAGCGCGCCGCCGAGCUGCUGCGGCGCUCGCCCGAGUUCACGCUGCUGGCGGCGCUGCGCCAGGAGCCCGCCAACUCGGGCACCGUGCUGUCCUUCUCGCACGGCUACAACAGGUACCUGGAGCUGCAGUCGAGCGGGCGGCGCGACGAGGUGCGCCUGCACUACGUGGCGGCGGGCGGCGCGGCGGCGCGCGUCGAGACCUUCCCCUUCCGGCUGGCGGACGGCGCGUGGCACCGCGUGGCGCUGGCCGUGUCGGGCGCGCAGGCCACGCUGUACGUGGACUGCCACCCGCUGUACCGCCGCCUCGUGCCGCCGCCCGACCGCAACUUCAGCCAGCCGCAGCUCGCGCUGUGGGUCGGACAGAGGAAUAGCAAACAUUCCCUAUUUAAAGGAACUCUGCAAGAGGUGAAGCUAGUGAGUGGGCCCCACGGCUAUCUGGUGCAGUGCCCGGGGCUGGACUCCGAGUGCCCCACGUGCGGGCAGUUCGCGCUGCUGCAGGCCACCGUGCAGGAGCUCACGUCGCACAUCCAUGACCUUUCACUGAAGUUGGUGGGCACAGAGGCGCGGCUGGCGCGGCUGGAGCAGUGCGACUGCCAGAAGUCGUGCUACUCCAACGGCACCGUGCACGCUGACGGCGCCUCGUGGCAGAAAGACUGUAAUCGCUGCUCAUGCGUGCAUGGUGAAAUAACUUGCAGGCCAGUUGAGUGUGAUAGAGCAGAGUGUAAAAACCCAGUAUUGCAUCCAGGAGAAUGCUGCCCCACUUGUCUUAGGCAAUGUCUACUAAGAGGAACGUUAUACGAGCAUGGAGAAAGGUUCGCGCCGAAGGAGUGCGCCGAGUGCGUCUGCCAUGACGGCAACAUGCAGUGCACCCGCGUCGACCCCGACACCGCCUGCCCGCCACUGCCCUGUGACCAGCCAGACCAGUUCACCGUGCCUGGGGAAUGCUGCAAGUUUUGUCCCGGGGUCGACUACUGCAGCAUGGGACAUUCAUGUGACGAGAAUGCGACGUGUAUGAAUCUCAAUACAAAGUACACUUGUAAGUGCAACCAAGGAUUUCAAGGAGAUGGAAUUACGUGUGAAGAUGUAGAUGAAUGCCAAGCAGCGGGAGGUUUAUACGGGCACCAUUGCCACUCUAACACGCGGUGUGUGAACGUAGUGGGAAGUUACGUGUGCCAGUGUCUGCCAGGCUACACGAGAAGAGACAAGUUUAAUUGCGUUGAGGUUGACGAGUGCGCUAGCGCGGUGCAUGGUUGCCACACGCACGCGCAGUGCAGCAACACGCCCGGCUCCUACUCGUGCCGCUGCCGGGACGGGUACUCCGGCGACGGGUACACUUGCACACCAAUCUGUACAGGCGGUUGUUUGAACGGAGGCGUGUGCGCGAGUCCGGAGCGAUGCGCGUGCGCGCGCGGCUUCGGCGGCGCACGCUGCGAGCGAGACGUGGACGAGUGCGACGCGCUGGCGCACCCCGCCGCGCGUGCGCCGUGCGUGCCGCGCGCGCUGUGCGUCAACACGCCCGGCUCAUACUACUGUGUGUGCCGCGACGGGUACCGACGCGACCCGCACAGAGACCAUUGCGAAGAUGUAGACGAAUGCACAGAAGGCUUCCACACGUGUCAUCCAAGUGCUCGCUGCAUCAACGUAGAUGGCGGUUUUAGAUGUCAAUGUGAUACACCUUCCUGCGAACUCAGUUGUUCGUGGCAAGGACAGAUCCUGUCGGACGGCGAGCGGUGGAUGGAGUCAGGCGGUUGCCGCGCAUGCUCCUGCAACGCCGGCGUCGCGUCCUGCGUGCGAGCGCUGUGCGCCUGUGAUAGGGACAAUACCUCGCUCACCUUGUCGAGCACAGAGUCGUCGCUGACGCUGGCGCCGGCGCCGUGCUGUCCGCACUGCGAGGCGCGCUUCCACUGCCGCCACCAGGAGAUGCACCACGUCACCUUCCGCAGCGGCGAGCGCUGGCUCUACCAGUGCCAGAUCUGCGAGUGUCUAGUACGUUGCACUUCAUAUACAAUCUGUCCGCACUGCGAGGCGCGCUUCCACUGCCGCCACCAGGAGAUGCACCACGUCACCUUCCGCAGCGGCGAGCGCUGGCUCUACCAGUGCCAGAUCUGCGAGUGUCUACUGGGAGAAGUAGACUGUUGGGAGCCCGAAUGUGAGGAGGGCACGGCCUGCUGCACGGCGCCGGCGGGCGCGGGAGCGGGAGCGGGCGCAGGCGCGGGGGCGGGCGUGGAGGGCGAGUGGCGCGCGCCGCACCGCCUCGAGCUGGCGGGCUGCGCGCCCCCGCACUGCCCCACCUGCCAAGGCGGGCAGUGUGCUACUUUGGUGAGCAAUCUCGCGUGUUGUGUGCAUCGAGCGCGGCGCGACGUGGCGGCGGCGCUGGCGCUGGCGGCGCUGUGGCUGGGCCGCGCGCCGCUCCCGCACCGCAAGCACCGCGGCGCGCGGCGCUAGAGCCGCCCUGAGCGACGCACGCACACCCUAUUUAUUCUAGAUAGACCUAAUGUUAACCAAUUGACGCGGGCGCGCCCCGCUCCCGGCCUUAACUGAGCGAGCGGCGCGCCCGCGCCCCGGGGCUCGCGCCGCUCCGUCGCGCCGGACGUUUAUCCUCGUUAUAGCAAUAUUCUAGUUAUCGUAUAGGUAGUAGCGCGACGCCUCUAGCCCGGGCGGCGAGCGGCGGGCGCCCCGGCCUCGGCGCGCGCGCGGGCGGCGGCGACUGGCGCGUCGCUCCCACCGCAUCUGUAAUCUUUCAAUUCUAAAUUAUCGAGUACGAUCGCUUAUAACUAUUAUCUUAGACUUGUACUAUGUAGCUCCUGCUGCGCGCGAGUCGGGGCGCGACGGCGGGCGCGCGGGCGGCGGCGGGUCGCGCGAGGCCCGGCGCGGGUCGCCCGGGGCCCGGCGCGCCGACCGCCACGAGUCCCGAGCCCCGCGCCGGGCGGGCCCGAGGCCGCCCGCGCGUCCGCACCCUGUUGUACGAAUUUUUUCAUAAUAUAUUAUAGUUUUUUGUUUGACUUUAUAUAGAGAUCGUUUUCAUGAAUAUUUUCAAGAUAACCAAAAAUAGGUACCAAAUAUAGAGAUGAUAUGAUUGUUUCAUGAUUUCGUAAAGCAUUUUAAUGCUUGCAUGUUGUAUUGUGUUCAAAAAAUUACAAUUAAAAAGAUAUCCUAAUUAUUUCGUUUUAAUAAAUUGUACCCAUCCUGUAAGUAAGUUAGAGAAAUAUUGUUACGAUAUCAAUUAUCUGGUCAAUAAAAAUAAAAUGUAUGACAAUAAAUACUUAUUUAUUUCCGA